UUUCUGUCCCUCCCUGGACAUAGAUCUGUUGGCGGAAGGGAAGACACACAGAGCUGAGAGCUGGAGCAGCAAGACUGCAGGAUGGGGAGACGGGGUUCUACUGAGGAUGUGAGUGGUGCAGCUCAUCAGAUAGUACAGAAGAAAAAAUGGCACCCAGGAGUAUUACUGUUUAUUGCAGCUUUAUUAUGCUCUGCAGUCACCUUGGUAGCUGGAUGUAAUAAAGCCCUCUGUGCAAGUGAUGUCAGUAAAUGUCUCUUACAGGAACUCUGUCAGUGCCAAGUUAAGGAUGGAAACUGCUCCUGUUGUCCUGAGUGUAUACUGUGCAUGGGGAGCCUGUGGGAUCAGUGUUGUGACUGUGUUGGAUUAUGCAGCAAAAAUAAGGAAGGCAGGAAGCAUUCAGCUCGAAGAAGCUCAUUGGAAGAGCUGCCUGUCCCUGUCCCCUCUUUAUUCCGAGCUGUGAGUUCCAUGCAAGAAGGAGAGUCAGCCAUUGGAUGGACAGCUCAUACCUUUCCUAUUUUGGAGGAGCUUGCACAGAGUUCUCACAUGGACCAUAUCUUGCUAGGAGCACAUUCAGUUGUGACGGCUUUACCCUCGACAAACACAUCUGAUUUCUGCACAGUGUUGUACUUUAACUCUUGCAUGUCCAUGAGACGCUGCCAUCAGUCCUGUGAAUCUGUUGGAUCAUCCAAGUAUCGUUGGUUUCACAAUGGCUGCUGUCAGUGUGUGGGACCAGACUGUCAUGGAUAUGGAAGCAAAGAAACUAUUUGUCGGCAAUGCCAGCCCAAAGUGAUGAUGUCAGAAGGGAAAAAAGAGAGGGCUACAGUAUGAGAGGAACCUAGAAUCACCAUUGAAUAAAAGCAAAAGGGAACAAAUACACAAUACUCAAUUGCCUUAAACAUAGUUGAUGCAAAAUAAUGCGUGUAUCUUACAGACACAUCACGGCAUAUACUGUACAAGGUGGCUGCUGUUUUUGUUAAAUAAAAGAAAAUUGUGUCUUUACCAUCAAA
This is a messenger RNA of Xenopus laevis (African clawed frog), 1007 nucleotides long. RefSeq names its product twisted gastrulation homolog 2 S homeolog (gene twsg2.S). Gene Ontology annotation, cellular component: extracellular region. The record is from RefSeq and is marked provisional. Gene Ontology annotation, biological process: regulation of BMP signaling pathway. Lineage: Eukaryota; Metazoa; Chordata; Amphibia; Anura; Pipidae.